AUGCCGUCCUUUUCUUGCCAUUCUUUCGUUCGUGCUGCCUCUGAGGAACAUAAACUCACUCUCAGGAUAUGUCACAACCUCGUCCACAAUGACCCGUCAGAAACUGUUUAUAAAAUCAAAGGACGUUUACCAAAGGAGCUGGAUGUCUUGCUGUCUUCAAACUUGACUUUCUCGUUCGAUGGCCUGUCGCAAGGCAAGAAAGUGCCAAAAGAUAUCCUUGCACGCUCUAUAAUUGUUGUAUAUCUUCGAAAUUACCUUCGCGCAGCACGUAAAUUUUCACUUUGCAGGAAUUCCGCUCAACUGGGGCUGUGUACGGUAUCGGACCCUUACGUCGACGAAGAUGGUAUCACUAAAUUCGAUCUUCUUUAUAUCUGGAAGGCUAAACAACCUACAUAUAAGGAUUCUCCCAACUCGGCCGCUUUUUUGGAUGCUGCAAGCCCCUUCUCUUCUCAGAUUUUUCUGCCAAUCGAGUCCAUCCUGCACCGCGUUACUGGUCAGUUUGUUACCUACCAUUUAGUCAGUCGGUACCCUCUGAUAUUUGGGCCUUGGUGCAAGAAUGCAGACGUCUUCUACGGCACAUUCUUUCAUGCGUCUGCAGCUACACUUUUGGCAUGCCAUGGGCAAUUCGAUACGGUAAUCGAUAAUAAUGAGAAACUAAAGUAUACUCUCGACCAUUCCUAUUCGGAUCAGGAGGCUCUUCGCAUGUCUAUGGAGCGAAUUUACAAAAACGGUGUCCCCUGUCCACGCUUCAAGCCCGUUGUCCCCAUUCCGGGGCUAGUUCCUACGGAUACAUCCGAGGAUGGUUCCUUCGACCUCUCACAAGAUUCUUCCUAUGAAAAAGAUCUUCUGGACACCUCAUUUCAUUAUGAAAUUCUCGAUCUCGAACAUUGCCCCACCCCACAAGUUGGAUUCUACGAAGAGCCUAUAGAUCUGCAAUAUCAGUCGAUGGGUUUCUGGACCACUGAGACAGUGGAAAAUGUACUGCGGGACGACAAAAACGAGACGAUACCGGACAUAUCUCUUAUCAAUGACCCUAGUUCUUCUGUUUACUGCACGUUACCAUUGCGUGGCUCUCCGCUUGCCGCGUCGGACGAAGGCUUUCAGUAUUCAAACUUGGCUUCAAAUCCAUCAUGCUCCUCGCAGUCAUGGGGCCAUGACACCUUGGAAGAUGCCGGAAACUGGACUUCUAACGCUUCUUCGUUAACGCAAGGUUCACAUCACCUGACGUACCCACGGACACCUUCGCCCUCAAACGUAACAGGUCUAUUCACUAGCGAAGUCCAGGAGGGUAUUUUGCUCGGUUUGGAUAGCCCAAUCGAUAAUUGCUUGACGGAGGACUCGGACUCGGACUCGGAUCUACUCAUCGACUCAGAUGACAUGUCACCACCUUAUUCAUUAGCAGACUGUCAAAAUUGCUCCCUUGGCCAUCGAUUAUCCUGCAGUUGCAGAUCACCGGACGUCCCUCUGGGAAUGUAUGACACUACUAGGACCGCAGCAAGUCCAUUUAGCGAUUCACACUCCAAUGCAAACACCUUCUUUCAGGGACUGGAAAGAGGUAACACGCCAGGCGAAGGCUACUCCGUCGAAUUUCUUGAUUUUGAUAUUGAACUCUAG
Messenger RNA from Serpula lacrymans var. lacrymans S7.9, 1614 nucleotides. RefSeq lists its product as uncharacterized. The record is from RefSeq and is a predicted model, not a curated record. The transcript is spliced from 7 exons. The coding region runs from base 1 to 1614 and encodes 537 amino acids. Lineage: Eukaryota; Fungi; Basidiomycota; Agaricomycetes; Boletales; Serpulaceae.